GAGAAAUUUAAAUUCGAUUCUUUUUAAAUGGUUCUAAAGAACGAUUUUCAUUCUUUAGAUAUGGAAGAUUGCGAUAUUAAUAAUCAAAAUCACGAAAAAUCAUCUCAGGCUAUUGAACAUAGUAACAGUGAAAAGAAAAGUUAUAUAAGAACUUUAAGACCAUACACAUUUCCGAAAUCAGAUCAAUCAAACAAAAAAAAUCCAAGAGUAAUUUUUGAAACAGAUUCUGUUAUUUUGGAAAGAAGAGAAAAACAAAUACAGUAUGGAAAAAUUACACCUGAAUAUCAGAAAUAUAUUUCUGAAAUACCUAAGCGCAAACGUAGUAAACAUCAUCCUCGAACUCCAAAUAAACAUCGGAAGUACAGUAGACGUUCAUGGGACAAACAAAUAAGAAUAUGGAGGUCACAAUUACAUCAAUGGGAUCCUACUACAAAAAGUAACGAUUUACUUGAUCUGUAA
Messenger RNA from Centruroides sculpturatus (bark scorpion), 459 nucleotides. Its product is annotated as oocyte-specific histone RNA stem-loop-binding protein 2-like. Gene Ontology annotation, cellular component: cytoplasm; histone pre-mRNA 3'end processing complex. The record is from RefSeq and is a predicted model, not a curated record. Gene Ontology annotation, biological process: mRNA 3'-end processing by stem-loop binding and cleavage; mRNA transport. The transcript has 5 exons. Gene Ontology annotation, molecular function: mRNA binding; histone pre-mRNA stem-loop binding. NCBI's taxonomy places the organism in Eukaryota, Metazoa, Arthropoda, Arachnida, Scorpiones, Buthidae. Bases 28 to 459 code for a protein of 143 amino acids.